Messenger RNA from Cornus florida, 1990 nucleotides. RefSeq names its product laccase-22-like. The record is from RefSeq and is a predicted model, not a curated record. The transcript is spliced from 6 exons. Bases 58 to 1725 code for a protein of 555 amino acids. NCBI's taxonomy places the organism in Eukaryota, Viridiplantae, Streptophyta, Magnoliopsida, Cornales, Cornaceae. Gene Ontology annotation, molecular function: copper ion binding; hydroquinone:oxygen oxidoreductase activity. Gene Ontology annotation, biological process: lignin catabolic process. Gene Ontology annotation, cellular component: apoplast.
CAACACAAAGAACUGCAGUCUUAGAGAGAGAGAGGUAGGAAUAGAGAGAGAGAGAAAAUGGCAGCUUGGGCCCGGACAGCUGUGGUGGUGGUGGCCGCCUUGAUGUUUCCAGCAUUGGUUGAGUCUGUGGUUCGUCACUAUAAGUUCAGGGUGGUCUUGAAGAAUGCAACGAAGCUUUGCGCGACAAAGCCAAUUGUCACUGUCAAUGGGAAGUUCCCAGGGCCUACUCUCCAUGCAAGGGAGGACGAUACAGUGAUUGUGAGAGUCGUUAACCAUGUCCAAUACAACGUUACAAUCCAUUGGCAUGGAGUCCGCCAGCUUCGAACAGGUUGGUCAGAUGGACCAGCAUACAUCACCCAGUGCCCAAUUCAGACUGGCCAAAGCUAUAUCUACAACUUCACUCUCACAGGUCAAAGAGGUACACUUCUUUGGCAUGCCCAUAUCACCUGGCUAAGGGCAACCGUGCACGGUGCCAUUGUCAUCUUGCCCAAGUUGGGCGUGCCUUACCCCUUCCCCACACCUGAUAAGGAAGAAAUCAUCGUAUUUGGCGAAUGGUGGAAGACAGACAUUGAAACUAUGAUCAACAAGGUUAUGCAAGUCAGUUUAACACCAAAUGUAUCAGAUUCACACACCAUUAAUGGCUAUACAGGACCAGUUCCAAAUUGUUCUUCUAAGGGUUUCACUUUACAUGUCGAAAGUGGAAAAACCUACUUGCUACGGAUCAUCAAUGCAGCAGUGAAUGAUGAGCUCUUUUUCAAGGUUGCUGGCCAUCAGCUAACCGUUGUGGAAGUGGAUGCAACAUACACUAAGCCCUUUAAGACCGACACCAUCUUCAUUGGUCCAGGCCAAACCACAAACGCUCUUCUAACCGCGGAUCAAUACACUGGCAAGUACUUAAUAGCCAUCUCUCCUUUUAUGGACACAGUGGUAGCUGUUGACAACCUAACCGCGAUUGGUACCCUACGCUACAAAGGCACUCCUGCAUUUCCCCCAAUCACCCUCACCAGCAUUCCUCCUCAGAAUGCAACCCCUAUAACGAAUACCUUCAUGGACCGACUCAGAUCCCUCAAUUCAGACCAAUACCCUGCCAAUGUCCCAUUGACCAUUGAUCACUCACUGCUGUUCACAAUAGGUGUUGGUGUCAACCCUUGUGCUACGUGUGUAAAUGGAAGCCGAGUCGUGGCAGGUAUCAACAAUGUCACCUUUGUGAUGCCAACCACAGCUCUCCUUCAAGCACAUUACUACAGCAUAAGUGGGGUUUUCACUGUUGAUUUUCCCGGAAACCCUCUAAUCCCUUUUAAUUAUACUGGCACCCCACCGGCCAAUUUGCAGACUAUGAAUGGCACAAAGGCGUACAGACUGAAAUAUAAUUCUACAGUUCAAAUUGUGCUUCAAGGUACUUCUUUCAUAGCACCAGAGAGCCAUCCAAUCCACUUGCAUGGAUAUAAUUUCUACGUAGUUGGGAAAGGCGUAGGCAAUUUUGAUCCAAACAAUGAUCCAAAGAAUUUUAAUCUUGUUGAUCCUGUGGAGAGGAACACAAUAAGUGUACCAACUGCAGGGUGGACUGCAAUCAGAUUCAACGCAGACAAUCCAGGCAUUUGGUUUUUGCACUGUCACUUGGAAGUGCACACAACCUGGGGACUUAAGAUGGUGUUUCUGGUGGACAAUGGCAAUGGUCCGAAUGAGUCAAUCCUACCGCCUCCAUCUGACCUUCCAACGUGCUGAAUGAAUCCGAGCAGCUUACCAUCACAGUUUUAAGGGAUGAUAGCGACACUAGGAGAGAGCGCGGUGACUGAAGAUGCACAAAUUAAUGCAAUAAAAGACUGAGGAGGAGAAAUGAUUGAUUGUUUCGGAGAUAUGAUCAAUAAACUUGGACAGAUAGUUAUGUAUAUAAGUUUAAUUUUGCUUGUGGUUUUGUGCACCGUGUGUAUAUAAAUUAUGCAUGUAAUUCUUAGAUUUCCAAAAGGGUUGUGAUCAAUACAAGGGUUUG